AAUAAGGAAGUUGACUCAGAUUUUCAUCAAUGGAAACAACGUAGAUGUGGCACCACACAGGAGCAGUCUGCGCUGCAUUACAACUCUGACAGUGUCACUAAACCUCAAGUGAAGAGCUCCUGUGCCAUAAUGAUGGGUACUAGGAACAAUAUGUUGGGUGCUGCUGCAUCCAACAACAAGGUCAAGUAUUCACGGCUGGCUGCUGAUGAUGACGGUUACAUAGACUUACAGUUCAAGAAAAGCCCGCCAAAGGUCCCGUACAGAGCGAUUGCACUAGCAGUAUUCCUGUUUUUGAUCGGCUCUUUACUGAUAGUGUUCGGGGCUCUUCUUCUGUCUGGAACCAUAAAGGUCGAGCAUCGAGACCGCACCAUUCCCGUCAUCAUCAUCGGGCUACUUGUUUUCCUUCCUGGAUUUUACCAUUUGAGAAUCGCCUACUACGCUGCCAAGGGUUACCGGGGUUACUCCUACGACGACAUCCCGGAUUUUGGCGACUGAACCAAAUGCGAACUGCUGAUUGGUGAAGAAUCCGCUCCUUUUGCCACACCGUGCAUCCUGAGAUUGUUGCCUGCUGUUUACUUUGAGUUUCUGAAUGUAUGUAGCAAACAAGGCAAACUUUACUACUGUUCUGCCUCAGAGACUUUAAAUGUUUUGCUGAUCUUUAUAAUUCUGUUAAUUCAAUGCUCUGUGUUUUAUUAUCCUCCACACAAAAGCUUGACGAUCCUGAGAGGCUUUUUAUAUUCAGUUUUAUCAACAAUGAACCAAACACUUAAUGAGUAGAGGACAUGUUGCUGGCAGUAGUACAGCCACAUGUGCAAUGCUUACCUCUUAUUCAAGAAACGAGCCUUGGAUGAGUGGUGAAACAUUUUUGGAUGCCUUCAACGUACUACUGCUCCAAAGUCCAUGACCUGGAUGGCUGAGAAGCUUUGUGUUCUUUGCACAGUUGCAGAGCUGUUUCAUAGUGUAUCCUCAACAAAUAUUUAUUUUGUUACCGUAGUCUGUAUGAUUUAAUGCAAAGCUUGGGUGGCUGCAUUUCCCCCGAGGGAUUAUAUUUGAAGUACUAUCCAAAGAUCGAUUACUUUGUCAAAGUAGAGUAUAUUUUUGACUGAGAUGUAUUACUUCCUGUAUGAAGUAUUGCUGUUUGUGCAUUUUCAUUUGGGUUUUGAAUAUCAGAGAAAGAUGUAUUUUUACAUACAUUUGCUUGAUUAAGAAAAAUGAAAUAAAAGUAGAAAUCUGAUUUCAAA
Epinephelus lanceolatus (giant grouper) is the source of this 1241-nucleotide messenger RNA. RefSeq names its product transmembrane protein 230-like. The record is from RefSeq and is a predicted model, not a curated record. Gene Ontology annotation, cellular component: synaptic vesicle; endomembrane system. Lineage: Eukaryota; Metazoa; Chordata; Actinopteri; Perciformes; Serranidae. Gene Ontology annotation, biological process: synaptic vesicle transport.